UGAGUAAUUCUCGUAAAAGUAGAAUGGUCUUAUUGGAUACGCAAGAAUAGGCACCAGAGAGCUGAAUGGUGAAUUGAAAGCAUUUUUACUCGUGUUAGAUAUUUUAACAUAAAUACUAUCAGUGGAAUUAUUUAGAAGCUUCCAAUAGUAAUUCAUCGUGAUACACUUAUAGACAUUGAAAAUUUUUAAUAAUGCAGGAUCCUAAUGAAGACACUGAAUGGAAUGAUGUCCUUCGUGCUAAGGGAAUUCUUCCGCCGAAGAAGGAAAAGGAAAUUACCGAAGAUGACAUUAUCGGUAUGAUAGAAAACACGAUCGAGGAAAAACAGAAUGGCAGUAAAGAUUUAUCCAAACUUGACCUGGACGAAUUGGACGAACUGGAAGAUUCAGAAGAUGAAGCUGUUCUGCUCGAAUACCGUCGCAAGCGAAUGGCCGAAAUACAGGCUUUGGCACAGAAAGCAAAGUUCGGAAGUGUUAUCGAAAUAUCCGGCCAGGACUAUGUGAACGAGGUAACCAAAGCUGGCUCGGAAAUUUACGUUGUGUUGCAUCUGUACAGCAGGGGCGUUCCAUUUUGCUCCCUGAUAAAUCAGCACCUGUCGCAGUUGGCCCCCCUUUUUCCAGCGACGAAAUUUGUGCGCGCAAUUGCCACCACGUGCAUUCCGAACUAUCCCGAACGCAAUCUUCCAACGAUCUUCAUCUACUACGAAGGACAGCUCAAGAAACAGUUCGUAGGGCCGAUAGAGCUAGGUGGACCGAAUCUGACGUGCGAAGAGCUAGAGUACAUGCUGGGACAGGCGAAGGCAAUCGAAAGUAGCAUCACCGAGGAUCCUCGGAAGGCUAGAGCAGUGAAAGAUAAGAUGUUUGCGGAACUAUCCGAUGCCAACGAUUGGUGAAAUGGUGCAUGUUGACACACUAAUUUAUAAAAAUUUGAGAAUAAAUUUACUCCUUGAUUUUUAAAGGACCACACA
This is a messenger RNA of Uranotaenia lowii, 965 nucleotides long. RefSeq names its product viral IAP-associated factor homolog (gene viaf). The transcript has 2 exons. Gene Ontology annotation, cellular component: cytoplasm. NCBI's taxonomy places the organism in Eukaryota, Metazoa, Arthropoda, Insecta, Diptera, Culicidae. Gene Ontology annotation, biological process: protein folding. The record is from RefSeq and is a predicted model, not a curated record. Bases 192 to 890 code for a protein of 232 amino acids.